This is a messenger RNA of Spea bombifrons (plains spadefoot toad), 1626 nucleotides long. It is a transcript of the gene SERPINI1, whose product is annotated as serpin family I member 1. The transcript is spliced from 9 exons. The record is from RefSeq and is a predicted model, not a curated record. The coding region runs from base 31 to 1263 and encodes 410 amino acids. Gene Ontology annotation, molecular function: serine-type endopeptidase inhibitor activity. Gene Ontology annotation, biological process: negative regulation of endopeptidase activity. NCBI's taxonomy places the organism in Eukaryota, Metazoa, Chordata, Amphibia, Anura, Pelobatidae.
UGGAGCUGCGCUGUUGCUGAGGUGUCAACUAUGCAUCUCCUCAGCUUUCUCCUGAUAUCCAUCGUGCUAUCAAUAGUGUAUGGUACAAGUGUCCAUGAUGAGACCGUUACAGAUUUCUCUGUCAAGUUGUAUCAUGAGCUGAGGGCCACAAAAGAAGAUGAGAAUAUUUUCUUCUCUCCUCUAAGCAUCGCAAUCGCAAUUGGAAUGGUAGAGCUGGGAGCACGAGGAUCUAGUCUCAAGGAGAUCCGACAUGCUCUGGGAUAUGACAGACUAAAGAAUGGUGAAGAAUUUACUCUGCUGAAAGAUCUUUCCAGCAUGAUGACAGCCCAGGAAAGACACUAUGUGCUCAGCAUUGCAAACUCCCUAUAUUUACAAAAUGGAUUUCAUAUCAGUGACAAGUUCAUUCAGUUAAUGAAAAAAUACUUCAAGGCAGAAGUAGAAAAUGUAGACUUCAGUCAAGGUUCCGCCGUGGCAAAUCACAUCAAUACAUGGGUGGAAAAUCACACUAAUAACCAUAUCCAUGAGCUCUUUUCAUCUGAGGAUUUCACUGAAUUGACAAGGUUGGUUCUGGUUAACGCAAUCUACUUUAAAGGCAAUUGGAAAUCACAAUUCAGGCCUGAAAACACCAGGACCUUCUCAUUCACCAAAGAUGAUGAAAGUGAGGUUCAAGUUCCAAUGAUGUACCAGAAGGGGGAAUUUUACUACGGGGAGUUUACUGAUGGAUCAAACGAGGCAGGAGGAGUUUAUCAGGUCCUGGAAAUGCCAUAUGAAGGAGAUGAAAUGAGUCUUAUGAUCAUUCUUUCCAGGCAGGAAGUCCCGCUGGCAACACUCGAACCUUUAGUCAAAACGUCUUUGAUAGAAGAAUGGGCUAAUUCUGUUAAAAAACAAAAAGUGGAGGUUUACUUGCCAAGAUUCAAAAUUGAAGAAGUGAUUAAUCUAAAAGACGUUUUGAAGCCGCUUGGCAUCAAAGAGAUAUUCACAAGGCAAGCUGAUCUCUCUGCGAUAUCCGAAAACCAGGAUCUUUUUGUUGACAAAGCUGUCCAUAAAUCUUACCUUGAGAUUAAUGAAGAAGGUUCUGAAGCAGCUGCAGCUACCGGAAUGAUUGCCAAUAGUAGAAUGGCCGUGCUGUACCCUCAGGUUAUUGCGGAUCACCCUUUCUUCUUCCUGAUUAGAAACAGGAAAACUGGUUCGGUUUUGUUUAUGGGAAGAGUCAUGCACCCAGAGGCACUGAAUUCUAGUGGCCAUGAUUUCGAAGAGCUGUGAACAUUUAACAAACACGCUGACAGGGAAGGAGAUAAGCACAUGGAUUGCUUUUAAAACAUUUGAUGUUUGCUAUAUAAUUGGUUUCUUUUCCAUGACUGUUUCAAAUUCUUCCUGGAUUGUAUGUGUUAAACAGUAAGUUAUACAGGUUUUACACCCAAAGUAUUCUCAUUAUCUUGUGUUUGUGGAUUUGUGAAGGCCUGCCAAAUGAAACUGUAUAUGUAAAAAUACACAUAUAUGUAAACAAUAUAUUUUUUCUGUAUAUAGUGUUUGUCACGAGAAUGCCAUGUAAUUGUUAUGAUUACGAUCUACUGAGAGGUAAUUAUUCUACGUUGUGUUGUGCUAUAAAGUUGGUGUUUGAAAGUA